Molecule: messenger RNA, 1627 nt
Organism: Diuraphis noxia (Russian wheat aphid)
Lineage: Eukaryota; Metazoa; Arthropoda; Insecta; Hemiptera; Aphididae
Gene: Tango4
Product: transport and golgi organization 4
Biological process (GO): mRNA splicing, via spliceosome
Cellular component (GO): precatalytic spliceosome; Prp19 complex; catalytic step 2 spliceosome
Molecular function (GO): protein binding
Source: RefSeq, a predicted model, not a curated record
AUAGCAGAGAACAGACAGUUAUUAUAUUAUUUUAAAUUGUGAGAAUGACUGUAAUCACCAUUAUUUAUGCUUCAUAAAUAAUAUCUAUAAAUCAUGUUAGUCUGCCGCUCUGCCGAUAUUGGACGCUAAAAUAGCCACUUCCUACAUUAAUCAAUUAUAUUCAAUAUGUCAACGAGAAGCCAAAACGCAAUGAGCUUCUCCGAGGAAGUACAACGGCACUCUGUUCACACAUUAGUUUUUAGAUCACUCAAAAGGACUCAUGAUAUGUUUUUAUCAUGUCAAGGGAUGCUACCACCAAUAGACGAAGAAGCGGAGAGGAUAAAAAAACUUGUUAAAGCUCGAGAUUGUUAUGGUCUGGUUUUUGACAAAGUGGAACGUAAUAAGAUAAACAUGAAGAAAUCUCAACCAAAUCAUCCUAAAUCAGAGAACCUUGAUAUCUAUAAAGAUAAUCAUCUCCCAUUAGCCAUAACUGAUAAUCCCGAGAAAGUAAAUAAAAAUACAGAGACCAGUAUGGUUUUAUCGAGUCCAAGUACACAAAACAUAGCUGCUGCUAAUCGACUGAUUAAUCAUAUUAUGCCAAAACCAAAAUGGCAUCCUCCAUGGAAGUUAUACCGAGUAAUAUCUGGACAUUUGGGUUGGGUGCGUUGUGUUACUGUCGAACCUGGCAAUGAAUGGUUUGCUACUGGUGCUGCUGAUCGAGUUAUUAAAAUUUGGGAUUUAGCUACUGGAAAAUUAAAACUUUCCUUAACUGGACACGUGAGUACUGUGCGAGGCUUACAAGUAAGUCCUAGACACCCUUAUUUAUUCAGUUGUGGUGAAGAUAGGCAAGUGAAGUGUUGGGAUUUGGAACAUAAUAAAGUAGUUCGACAUUAUCAUGGACAUUUGAGUGCUGUAUAUAGUCUUGCGUUACAUCCAACAAUUGAUGUAUUAUUAACUGCUGGACGAGAUUCAACUGCUCGAGUAUGGGACAUGCGUACGAAAGCUAAUGUUCACACACUUACUGGACAUACAAAUACAGUUGCCAGUGUUGUUGCCCAUGAAUUUGAACCUCAAGUAAUGACUGGAUCUCAUGACUGUACAAUUAGGCUAUGGGAUUUAGCUGCUGGAAAGACUCGUGCAACUCUUACAAAUCACAAAAAAAGUGUGAGAUCACUAGUUUUACAUCCAAAAGUGUACAUGUUUGCCAGUGCAAGUCCUGAUAACAUAAAACAAUGGACAUGUCCAGAUGGUAAAUUUAUACAAAAUCUUACUGGUCAUAAUGCUAUAGUUAAUUGUAUGGCUGUAAAUUCUGAUGGGGUGUUGAUGUCUGGAGCAAAUAAUGGAUCAAUGUAUGCAUGGGAUUGGAGAACUGGUUAUAAUUUUCAGAGAAUGCAGGCUCCUGUACAACCUGGAUCAAUGGAUAGUGAAGCCGGAGUAUUUGCUAUGGCAUUUGAUAACAGUGGUACAAGACUCAUUACAGCGGAAGCUGAUAAGACUAUAAAACUUUACCGAGAGGACGAUACUGCUACUGAAGAAAGUCAUCCAAUUAAUUGGAAGCCUGAUAUAAUCCGAAGAAGGAAAUAUUAAUAUUUUUGUAAACAAUUAUUGACACAAAUAAAUAUAUCGUUUUGAUAUUAUUGCUGGCAAA